Molecule: messenger RNA, 1138 nt
Organism: Ctenopharyngodon idella (grass carp)
Lineage: Eukaryota; Metazoa; Chordata; Actinopteri; Cypriniformes; Xenocyprididae
Product: C-type mannose receptor 2-like
Exons: 3
Coding region: 136-936 (266 amino acids)
Source: RefSeq, a predicted model, not a curated record
AAUGAUGAAGGUGUUCAGUAUGUCUGGAUUGGGCUGCAGAAGACGGGUGUUGAUAAAUGGCAGUGGCCUUCAGGUGAACCUGCGCUCUAUCUGAACUGGGGACCUCAACAACCUGAAGGCAAAGAUGAUUGUGCUAUGAUGAAAAAUGGACAAUGGCAUGAUGAUUCAUGUAGUAACAACCUGACUUUCAUCUGCAAUUCCUCUAACAACACGAACACAGGACUCAUCUUUGUCAAUCAGACGAUGAACUGGACAGACGCUCCGAGUUACUGCAGACAGAAUCAAACUGAUCUGGUCAGUGUGAGGAACCAGAAUGAGAAUCAACAGGUUCAGAAGAUCAUCAAUGAUAAUCACAUAUCUAAUGAUGUCUGGAUGGGUCUGUUCAGAGUCAGAGACUCAUGGCAGUGGUCAGAUCAGAGCGACUCCUCAUUCAGAUACUGGAAGUCUGGUGAACCUAAUAAUGCUGGAGGUGAUGAAAACUGUACAGCAGUUGAACAGAAUAAGAACACUCUGGGACAAUGGCUAGACUUCUAUUGCAACAAACAACAUCCUUUUGUUUGUCAUGAAGAUAAAUUGAUUCUGAUCAACGAGACUCUGACGUGGUCUGAAGCUCUGAGAUACUGCAGACAGAAUCAUGUGGAUCUGGUCUCGGUUCAUUCAGACGAGAUGCAGCGUCGUGUGAUGAAUGUGGUUAAACUGGCGUCUACUGCAGCGGUGUGGUUGGGUUUACGUCACUCCUGCACUGUGGGCCUCUGGUUCUGGGUGAGCGGAGAGACCGUGUGCUAUCACAACUGGGCUCCAGGGAACGGCACAGACGAGGAGGACUGUGUGUCUGCAGUGAGAUCUGGAGCAGUUCAGUCUGGAGGAGAUCAGCGCUGGAUCAGCCUUCCUGAAAACAACAAACUCAACUUCAUCUGCAGAAAUUAUGAAGAAUGAAGGAUAUGUUUGUGUUUUUCUUUCAUAACUAUGUUUCCCACCGGUCACUAUUGUGACAGAGUAUAAAACCUAAUAUUUCACUAAAUUAAAGUUACAAUGUGUAAAAUUUGGGAGGAUCUAUUGACAGAAAUGCAAUAUAAUAUACAGAACUAUGUUUUCAGUUGUGCAUAAAGACCUUACAUAAUAAACCAUUAUGUUUUUA